AACCAACUCAGCUAAUAUGCUUCAUGGGAUCCUGAUUUAAAGAGACACUGUGAAAGAAACAGAAUCAGAUAUGUCGAUAAUCAAGGUCCUACUGGCGGACACCUUCUCCAUCUCCCUCUUCCUCAUCUGCAUCGCAGUGCUCUUCUUCAUCCUCCUUUUAAAAUCUUCGACUAAGUCCAGCGGCUACAAGUUCCCCCCGGGACCCAAACCCUGGCCCCUCAUUGGCAACCUCAACAUUCUCAAUAUGAACUUCCCUCAGAAAACCAUGUGCGAGCUAGCAGAGCAGUACGGGCCAGUGUUCACCUUCCACAUGGGUAGGGAGAAGCAUGUUGUUCUGACUGGAUAUGAUGCUGUGAAGGAGGCCCUGGUGACCCAGGCAGAUGACUUUGGGGAGAGGGGCUUGAAUGCAAUGAAUUGGCACAAUUUCAAGGGCAAGGGCAUCAUAUUUGGCGUGGGUGAGUCAUGGAAGACCAUGCGCCGCUUCACACUGUCCACUCUACGGGACUUUGGAAUGGGCCGCAGCACUAUCGAGGACCGCAUCAUAGAGGAGGCACAGCUGCUGCUGGAAGUCUUUACACAACACCAGGGCAAGCCUUUCAACGUCACUACACCCAUGAACUCUGCCGUUUCCAACAUUAUCUGCGUGCUGGUGUUCGGUAAUCGUUUUCAGUAUGAUGACCCGCAGUUCCUUCGUCUGCAGCAGAUGGUCAGUGAGAAUAUCCGACUGUCAGCCAGCCCUAUGUCACAGAUAUAUAAUGCAUUCCCUGUACCAAUAUUCCGGAUAGGUGAUAUCAGAAAGAUUGCGAAGAACAGAAUAGAGAGCAGCUCUUACUUUAGAAAAGUUUACAAGCAGCGCAAAGAAGAACACGACAGCAACGACGUGAGGAGCUUCAUCGACCGCUUCAUCGUCAAGCAAAAUGAGGAGCACAAGAACCCCCACACUUUUUUUGAGGAGGAGAACAUGGUGCUGACUGUAUCAAACCUGUUUGGUGCAGGAACAGAGACCACAUCCACCACCCUCCGCUGGGGUCUCCUGUUCAUGAUGAAGUACCCCCAUAUUCAGGAGAAGGUACAGGCUGAGAUAGAGAACGUGAUUGGCAGAGAGCGCCCCCCGCGGGUCGAUGACCGCAAGCGCAUGCCAUACACAGACGCGGUGGUGCACGAGACCCAGCGCUUCGGGAAUAUAGUUCCAAAUAACCUGCUCCACGAGACGAGAACGGACACCACCUUCAGGGGCUACCACAUCCCAAAGGGCACCCCGGUCAUUCCAUUACUCACCUCCGUGCUGUAUGAUAAGACGCAGUGGCAGACUCCACACCAGUUCAACCCCGGACACUUCCUGGACGCAGAGGGCCGCUUUGUUAAGAACGAUGCUUUCAUGCCCUUCUCGGCCGGGCGGAGAAUAUGCGUUGGGGAGACCCUGGCCAAGAUGGAGCUUUUCCUCUUCUUCACCAGCUUCCUACAGAGAUUCACAUUCAAACCCCCUCCAGGUGUCUUGCCUGAGGAUUUGGACAUUUCGCCAUGUCCAGGGGUGACCUCUUCACCCGUACCCUAUAAGCUCUGCGCCAUCAGCCGCUGACACUCAACACUUCAACACUCUGGAACAGAAAGACUGCGGCUGAAUGGGAGCGCGAAUGUGAAGUGCACAGCUUAUUGUCACAUGGCCAGCUCCACACCCACAGUCCCACUCACACACACACACACACACACACCCACCCAGAGUCACACUCACACACACACACACACACACCCAGAGUCCCACUCACACACACACACCCAGGGUCCCGCUCACACACACACACAAGUGCACACACAUGGCCAGGCAGGAUGGAGAGGGAACAUUAAUGCAUUUCUCUGCUGGACAAGCUGAUUAUUAUUAAAGUAGUUGCAGUAAUUUUGUACACUGGUGUAAUGGGUUUCAUGAGUUUAAUGCAUAUUGUGAUUCUUCAUUGUUUGUAUUCUCAAUCAGUUGCUAUGGCCAUACAGCUUUAUGGCAAGCAUUCCAAUAAAGCACGUUGAAUUAAUAAAUUAGAAUUUGAGAAAGGUUUUGGGUAUAGUAUUAUGGGAUUUAAACAGAAAAGGAUUGUGGGUAUAAAAGUGGAGAAGACAGAAAUAAAGAGGAAAUUAAGAGUGGCAGGGUUGAAAUGAAGUUGAUAGAUGUAAGUUGAUAGUAUGGUUUCUGUGUGCAACCUUGUAUUUUGAUACAGUACACAUCAGAGAGCCAUCCUAUACAUAUGCAGGAAGCAGUAUACAUUCUGCAAGUGGAAUAGAGGUGUUUAUCUACCUCUGCUUUGUAAUAAGAAUAUUAUUUUAGCAUAGCACUACGUAGCACUACAUUGCACUGUCUCAUACAUAGAAAAUGUGCUACUGUGGGAAAGUGAUUGUAGCUGUAAAACUGAAUGUAAGAAACUAGGGAUGUAAGAUCAGAAAACAGAUUGUGGGUUCCAGGCCUAUAUUCUAACAUACGGUUAGAAUUGUGCUUAGGGAUAGGAAAAAGUUAAGUAUUAGGGUUGAGGAAAGUUUAGUUGUACAACCAGAAGCAAGGGGAAUUGUAAGCGUAAGCAUUAGUCUUUGAUUUGGAUGCUCAAUUUUUUUUUCCACAAUAGCUUUAUGUAUUUUCAUUUGUUUUAAGGCAUAUUUUUUUUUUUUCUAAAAGAAUUACUGAAAACAGCUUUCCUGCUAUUUUUCUUGUGGAAUUGAAAAUGUGUAUGUUGUUUUUCAUCCAUUUGUGUAGAAACAUACCAUAUUUGAGAUCAUUCCCAGGUUGUGGCAAGUUUAGGGUCAUGUAUAGAACACGGGUCAGGGUAAGUGUGAGGGUUCAUGCACAUUUAGGUUUCUGUGCAGGAGCGAAGGAAGGGAUAAGGGUUAGUCACUCAUUUGCAUCACCAAAAUGUUUUCAUAAUUGCAGCCUAAUCUGAUGUAUUUUGAUAUUUUGUCAAUUAAAUACAUUUAAAAAAAAUAA
Messenger RNA from Anguilla anguilla (European eel), 2962 nucleotides. RefSeq names its product cytochrome P450 2K1-like. Gene Ontology annotation, biological process: xenobiotic metabolic process. The transcript has 9 exons. Bases 71 to 1579 code for a protein of 502 amino acids. NCBI's taxonomy places the organism in Eukaryota, Metazoa, Chordata, Actinopteri, Anguilliformes, Anguillidae. Gene Ontology annotation, molecular function: oxidoreductase activity, acting on paired donors, with incorporation or reduction of molecular oxygen, reduced flavin or flavoprotein as one donor, and incorporation of one atom of oxygen; heme binding; iron ion binding. The record is from RefSeq and is a predicted model, not a curated record. Gene Ontology annotation, cellular component: cytoplasm; intracellular membrane-bounded organelle.